This is a messenger RNA of Vigna umbellata (rice bean), 1023 nucleotides long. The record is from RefSeq and is a predicted model, not a curated record. Lineage: Eukaryota; Viridiplantae; Streptophyta; Magnoliopsida; Fabales; Fabaceae.
AUGACUGCAAUGAAAUGUAAUUUUCAACCUUAUGGUAAAGAUUUUGGUAGAGGAAAUGAACCAACUGGGAGGUUCAGCAAUGGUUUAAUCCCUUCAGAUUUCAUUGCUGAAAAGUUACAUCUCAAGAAGCUUUUGCCUCCCUAUCUUGAUCCAAAUUUGAAACGUGAAGAUCUUCUCACUGGUGUCAGCUUUGCAUCUGGUUCCAGUGGAUAUGAUCCUCUAACUUCUAAACUAGCAGUAACUGAUUACUCUCACCUAAAACCUUACAGUAUCUUUUCAUUCUCCCCUUCAUAUCUUUUAACACUCACUAUAAUUUUCUUUCUGUCAUAUGUUCCUCAGUUAGUGAUAUCAUUAUCAGAUCAACUAGACAAAUUCAUGGAAUACAAAACCAAGAUACAUGACUUGGUUGGAGAAAAAAAAGCAACAACAAUUAUAUCGAAAAGCAUAUACAUCUUGAGUUCAGGAAGCAAUGAUAUUGCCAAUAAUUUCUUUUCGUUACCAUUUAGGAAACUACAGUAUAAUAUUGCAACUUACACAGAUUUCUUGGUUUCAGAAGCUACCAAAUUCUUACAAGAUCUUUAUGGACUUGGAGCUAGAAAGAUUGGAGUACUUGGUUUGCCAAAUUUAGGGUGUCUGCCUUCUCAAAGAACACUCAGAGGAGGAUUUCUCAGGACAUGUUCAGAUCCUGAAAACCAGGCUGCAAUGCUCUUUAACAAGAAGCUAACAUCCCAAAUAGAUAUCCUUGGGAAAAUAUUUCCUGAUGCUAAAUUUGUCUACAUUGAUAUUUACAGUAAAUUAUUGGAUAUGGUUCAAGAUCCCACUAAAUAUGGUUUUGAAGUAGCAGAUAAAGGAUGUUGUGGCACGGGAGAUCUUGAAGUAGGCGUUCUAUGUAACCCUCUUACCUUGGGGACAUGUUCAAACAGGUCAAAUUACAUAUUUUGGGACAGUUUCCAUCCUACGGAAAGGGCAUAUAAUAUUAUUUCUUCUGAGGCGUUUGAUAAAAACUUCAAUAAAUUCUUCUAA